AUGGCCACCGCUAUUAAUAGGAUAACCGAAGUGCUAAAACGUUUGACGGACCGUCAAGGUCCUGGACCAGUGCAUCAACAACCUGGUGGGCAGUUAGAUACUGAAGAUAGGGCCUUGGAGAGGUUCCUAAAGUUUGGGCCGCCUAAGUUUCAAGGUGGGCCAGAGCCUGAAAUAGCUGAGGGAUGGUGGGAGAGAAUAUCUGAUAUUUUUGCCACAUUGGAUUACACUGAGACGCGGAAAGUGACUUUUGCGUCAUUUCAAUUUGAAGGAGCUGCACGGUCUUGGUGGAAUCUAAUUAAGGAUAAGUGGGAUAGAGACCGUACCCCUAGUACUUGGGCAAACUUCACCCGUGAGUUUAAUGCCAAAUUUCUUCCACCUCUAGUCCAAGAGAAAAGGGAGGAUGACUUUAUUAAGUGCAAACAAGGGGCCAUGAGUGCAGCAGAGUAUGAAACCAACUUUACUAAAUUAGCCCGAUAUGCCCCUGACCUGAUAGCCACUGAGCAGAGACGCAUUAGAAGAUUUGUGAAAGGGCUCAAUGUGGAGAUUCAAGAGGGGCUAGCAACUGCUCAAAUUAACACGUAUAGUGAUGCCGUAGAGAAAGCUUAG
Messenger RNA from Coffea arabica (coffee), 606 nucleotides. RefSeq lists its product as uncharacterized. The record is from RefSeq and is a predicted model, not a curated record. Lineage: Eukaryota; Viridiplantae; Streptophyta; Magnoliopsida; Gentianales; Rubiaceae.